Trichobilharzia regenti is the source of this 506-nucleotide messenger RNA. The record is from the annotation of a GenBank genome assembly. NCBI's taxonomy places the organism in Eukaryota, Metazoa, Platyhelminthes, Trematoda, Strigeidida, Schistosomatidae.
AUGAAACACUCUGCACUAACAUGGAUACAGAUGAAAAGUACAGCAGAUGAGAGAAGAAAGGAGAGACAUGAAGUUGAAGCACUAUGUUCCACAAGGAAUCCAACGUAAUAUCAAUAAUAUAAUAUAUACAAUACAACAUUUCUACAAAACCUUGUGUGUUGUGCUACUUCCGGCCACCUUUCAUAAUGCCUUCCUUUGUGUUCCUUUCACAUCUCCCAUGUUUUUCCACAACGCUGAAUCAUUUGUCUUCUCUGACGUUAAAUCUAUCCUCCUCCGCCUCCUAGUUGAUGUUUUAUGCAGACGAACGCCUUUACACACUACUGGGAUAUCUUAUCAGUACCACACGCUACAAUAUGAAUUUAAUGAGUAGAUGCACAACAUGGAGUUUCGCAUAAAAUUCACCUGAUUAAAGUUCCCAUCACAGCUGCUAGUAAUUCCGAAAAAGAACAAAGGUUGGGGUGAAGCUGACAAUCCUUACUCUGGACAGCUGUUUCAUCCUAGUUUGG